Molecule: messenger RNA, 491 nt
Organism: Desarmillaria tabescens
Lineage: Eukaryota; Fungi; Basidiomycota; Agaricomycetes; Agaricales; Physalacriaceae
Exons: 5
Coding region: 19-270 (83 amino acids)
Biological process (GO): spliceosomal snRNP assembly; mRNA splicing, via spliceosome
Cellular component (GO): pICln-Sm protein complex; U1 snRNP; catalytic step 2 spliceosome
Molecular function (GO): RNA binding
Source: RefSeq, a predicted model, not a curated record
AGGUUGCUUCGAACCAUCAUGUCUGCUGUCAACCCAGUCAACCCCAAACCUUUCAUGCAGGAACUCACUGGCAAGCCAGUGUUCGUCAAACUAAAGUGGGGACUAGAGUACAAGGGUUACCUUGUCAGUACAGAUGGGUUCAUGAACCUUCAAUUGGCAAAUACAGAGGAGUAUCAAGACGGAAAGUCGAACGGCGCGUUGGGUGAGGUGUUUAUAAGAUGUAACAACGUGCUAUAUAUUAGGGAGGCACCAGCCGAGAAAACCGAGUAGACCUAGGCGGUCGCGUUACGCGUUAUACGAUGUCUUAUCUCCACUCAAGAUUUUUGGUCAUCACGACCAGAAGCGAAUCAUGCAUUUGCUAGUCUUGAUUGUAUUAUAUGCUCGUGAUGUAUUGGCGAAGUAUCUUUCUUCUUGUGCUACGCAAUAUAUUGAUCUUAGGGAUUCAUCGACCAAUCCGGCGUAAAUGAGAAAAUAAAUCUGCUGAAAUCCUC